GGAUAAGUCAGUUUAUUAACCCAAUGUUUCGGCAUUUUAAAAUUACUUUUUCGAAAUAAAAAUGAGAAUAUUAAAGGCCAGAUACUGCAUGCAGUUCUCGGCCGACCGAAUAUUUGCAUCGGUUCGUUCAAAAUUAGCGGAGCGCGGUAUAAACUGGAAUACUGUUUUAAGAAACCCCAUUAAUCCAGACGAACAUAGAGAGCAUUUUCCCGAAAUUGAUCAAGCUUUUUACAAUAAUGAUAGAUUCGAGAUUGUUUUAGAUGGUAGAGGUUACACUCCAAAACACGUGAAAUGCGUCAUAGCUCAGGAUCUGGUCGAAAUCGUCGCAGAAAGGGAGACGAAAGCGGGACAUAUGUCUUUGAUUAAAAAGUACCCCCCAUUGCCAAGACAAUGGGACUCGAACUCUGGCGAUUGCUGCAUGUCUACUGAAGGGAUCAUUUUGGUUACCGGAGCUUGGAUUUGAAAAAAUGUCUUGUGUUGUUGAAUUUAAAUUUUAC
Messenger RNA from Brassicogethes aeneus, 497 nucleotides. The record is from the annotation of a GenBank genome assembly. Lineage: Eukaryota; Metazoa; Arthropoda; Insecta; Coleoptera; Nitidulidae.